GCAAAUGGUUGAAUGCAACUUCAAGUGGGCGAAUUUGCAAACAUUCCCGGGCGAGCCGGUCAUGUUUGACUCCACACUUGCGCACUCAAUCCGGCAUACGUAGCUAUCGGCACAGCGGCGCUAGCUAGCUAGGCCAUCUUUAGUGCAAACCAUGGCGCCGUUCGUUAAGGGUAGAAACCUCUCUCUCCCCAUCUGCUGCGCCGAUGCUCGCCGGCUAUGUCUACGGUGGUGGCAUCCUCGCCGUCGUUCUCGCCGUCGUCGUCGUCACGCUGCCGCUGCCGGCCACGGCGGCUCCGGUCGCUGAAUGCGACCCCGGUGUCGCCAACACGAACGUGACCGGCAACAGCGCUUUCGACAGGAACCUGGGCCUCCUCGCCGCGGCGCUCGCCGCCAACGCCUCUGCCGCCGGCGCCCCGGGCUUCGCCGUCCGCACCGCCGGCGCGGCGCCCGACCAGGUCUACGCGCUGGCGCUCUGCCGCGGCGACGUGAACGCCUCGGCUUGCCGCGCGUGCGUCGCGGCGGCGUUCGUCGACGCGAAGGGCGUCUGCCCCGGCGGCAUCUCCCUGUACGAGGACGCCUGCUUGAUCCGCUUCACCGGCCAGAGCUUCAUGGAUUUCCUCAGGCCGGACAAGUGGCAGGUCUCCCAGAUGACUUGGAUUCCCGGCCAAGCCUCGGGGAACGUCAAGGUGCCGGAGGUCGGCUGGUUCAACGCCGCCGUGGCAAAGAUCCUCGCCGCCCUGGUCGAGCACGCCUGGGCCACGACGACGACGACGACGACGGGCAACAACUCGACCACCACCAUCAAGUAUUUCGCCACGGGUGAGGAGAGCUUCAACCCCAAGAUCUACGGGUUCGCGCAGUGCGUGCCGGUCCUGACGCCGGAGCAGUGCAAGGAAUGCCUUAGGAGCCUCCACGAUAAUGCGAAAACGGUGUACAUGGGCAACAGCCUCCGGUGGGUUGGUAUCUAUUCGGUGUGGUGCAGGCUGAUGUAUAGCGUGCGGCCGUUCUACGGAGGCCGGGCGACGCUGCAGCUCUCGCCGCCGCCACCACCGGUCGUCGAGACUCCGGUUGAGGCUGGAGCAGGGAAGAAAAAGAGUGCAGCAGGAGUCGCUGCAGGCCUGGCUUGUUCAGUUUUGGUACUGUUGAUCCUUGCAGUUUUUGCAUUCGUUCGGUUCAAGAGGAGGACCAAGGCUGUCGAGGCUGACCACCCAUUGAAGAAGAUAACAAGAGCACAAUGCAUGAUUUUUGAUCUGCCUACGCUGCAAGAGGCAACUGAGAACUUCUCGGAGAACAAUAAACUGGGAGAAGGUGGUUUUGGUUCAGUAUACAAGGGAGUACUCUCAGAUGGACAAGAAGUAGCAGUCAAGAAACUUUUAGGAACAAGUGGGCAUGGAUUAGAUCAGCUACACAAUGAGGUUCUGUUAUUGGCAGAGCUUCAGCAUAAGAACCUUGUUCGGCUACAUGGAUUUUGCUUGCAUCAGGGGGAGACAUUACUGGUUUAUGAAUACAUCAAGAACGGGAGCCUGGACAACUUCCUAUUCGAUAUCAAUAGGGGAAAUGCAUUAAACUGGGAGCAACAAUACAACAUCAUUCUUGGAAUUGCCAAGGGAAUAUUGUAUCUACACGAGGACUCGAGCUUGAGGAUCAUUCACCGGGACCUAAAAUCGAACAACAUUUUACUUGGUGAGGAUAUGGAACCGAAAAUUGCAGAUUUUGGAUUGGCAAGGCUGCUAGGAGAAGGCCAUACUCAUACUAGGACGACUAGAGUUGUUGGAACAUUCGGUUAUAUGGCACCCGAGUAUGCAAUAGAUGGAAAUGUGUCAACCAAGAUCGAUAUUUUUAGCUUUGGUGUGUUGGUCCUCGAAAUAGUAACGAGGAGAAGGAACUGCAAUUCUGAUGAUCAUGAUCUUGUGAAUCUCCUUAGUGAUGUCUGGAAUUGCUGGACAAAAGGGACGGUUUCCCAAAUGAUUGACCAAUCGCUUCACGGAUAUUCUCAAAGCCAAGCACUGCGAUGCAUCCACAUUGCGCUGUUGUGCGUCCAGUCAGACCCUAACGAUAGACCUCAGAUAUCAUCUGUCAUUUUCAUGUUGACCCGAGAAAACAUGGAGCUUCAGCCACCAGCACAACCUGCAUUCUUCUUUGGGGGAGGAUCAGCUUCCUCUUCUCCUUCAUUUGGGCAACGCAGCUAUGUGUAUGACCGAUGUGGUUUUGAUAACAUUUCUGUAAACGGUGUUACACUCACUGAGCCAUAUCCUAGAUGACUAGUAUGUCAUACUAGGGCACAUUUUUAAUGGGUAAUAAAUCAUGGAACCUUACCAUGUCCAUGCAA
Messenger RNA from Oryza sativa Japonica Group (Japanese rice), 2329 nucleotides. RefSeq names its product cysteine-rich receptor-like protein kinase 6. Gene Ontology annotation, biological process: protein phosphorylation. Gene Ontology annotation, molecular function: protein serine/threonine kinase activity; ATP binding. Lineage: Eukaryota; Viridiplantae; Streptophyta; Magnoliopsida; Poales; Poaceae. Gene Ontology annotation, cellular component: plasma membrane. The record is from RefSeq and is a predicted model, not a curated record.